GAGAAUAAAUGUCUGUUGGCAGAGGCUGGUGUUAAGUAAUCACCUUUCCUCUUUCUGCUUUGUGGUUGCUGAGAACACCUUUCACAAACUUGACAGUUGCUUUUUCCUUGCCAAAUCAACCUGUGAUUAAACAAAUUGGCAGUUGUGGCUGGGACUAGGGUUACAUCCAGGUACUCUUUGCCCCAUCUGAUUUCUCCACAACAAAGGUAUUAAAAGACUUGCUUCCCAUAAAGCCCCCAAUCCAUCUUCUAAGGCUGCCAUGAAGACUCUCAGCAGCUUGCUUCUUCUGGGCAUCCUAAUCCUUUGGGCAGAGCUGCCCCCUGCAGUUUUGGAAGAGAAGUCAGGUGAGGACAAACAUGACUCCCCACUCUAUACCUAUGGGUACAGCCAUCCUCACACCCUCAAUACAAUUUCCCAGGAAGACAUUCUUAUUGCAGGCAAAGCUGGAAUCUGCCCGAUAUAUCAUUGUUACUGCAUCGGUCCUCUACCAAAUAAGUGCAGAAAUGAUUUUUCUUGCAAAGGAAGGCAGAAGUGCUGUGAAUUUUGUUGUGCAAAGCGCUGUCUGGAUCCAGUAAAAGGUACUUGGCAGAUUAAGACACCUUUUUUUUUUGCUUAUGGUAGAUGUGGAUAUAUAAAUCCAGUGCUCUGUUUCACUGAGUUCUUUAGUCACAGUUGCCCUUCAUUUACUAGACGGCCAGAGAUAAACUACAAUGCUGGCAGAGAAUCUAGGGCUACUUUAUUCCUCUGGCAAGUCUACCUCCAUACAAACCCCUAG
Molecule: messenger RNA, 775 nt
Organism: Rhineura floridana
Lineage: Eukaryota; Metazoa; Chordata; Lepidosauria; Squamata; Rhineuridae
Product: WAP four-disulfide core domain protein 5-like
Exons: 3
Coding region: 260-775 (171 amino acids)
Cellular component (GO): extracellular region
Molecular function (GO): peptidase inhibitor activity
Source: RefSeq, a predicted model, not a curated record